AGACUCCGCAGCUCGUUGGACUGUUCUCCUCCUGCUCCUCCUGCUCCUCUUACGUUCAGCGGUGUGAAGUUUUUGGAAAAGCGCUAGAAAUGACUUGCGGAGACGACGAGUGAACACAAGUUUAUUUUUAUCUCCCUUUCGUUUUGUACUACGGUCAACCUGUCCGCUUAUCAUCAUAGGUCACUUUUAUUCUGACGGGAAACCAGUUCAUCUGUCAUACCGGGACAAAGGUUUUUUUUGUUUUGCUUUUUUUUUUAAUUGGAGCUUCUGAGGUUCGCAAGGUCCAGACUUCUACAAAGGAAACCCUGAUCCUGAAAGUAGUCAAGGCUCGUCAGCUGUCACCAAGUGAUUCCAAUGGAGCCCCGACUGACUGAAGAUUUCAGGACUGGGUUAAUCUUCAUCAUUCUUCUAUCAGCAGCGAGUUCAGAUGAAAAUGACCGGGACUUUCAGUUUUGUGGCACAUGGCGCCACGACAAAGUGUCCCUGAACAUGAACUUCAGCCUGUCUCCAGGUUGCAGUGGAGUCCUAAUCUCAGCCAAUGAGAGCUCUCUGUCAAUCGUGGGUGAGAUUACAGCCCAUUGUCAUAGAUCUGGAGUGAUUGAGCUGAGCCAGACUUCACACGCGGCAAGCAAAGAGAGUUACUUCUGUCUCUACUGGGAGCCAUUACUGGACCAGUUGUGGGUGCAGUUUGGAGGCAAGAAUCAUACCCUGUGCUGGCCUGCUGGCCUGCAGGACUCCUGCUGCACUGAUCUGUCUCAAGGCCCCAAUAGACCCGAAGCCCCCUACGGCAUCUUUAGAGGAAAAGUCAAUGGUGACAUCAUCAACACUGAAACCAUGACAGCCUACAAGUUUAGUGGAAUGUCCAUCAAUUGCAAACAGGAAUUCUGUGAUAAAGCCGGCCAGAGAUCCUCGCAAGUCAACAUGAUUGAAGAGACCGUGAUGAGGUCUCAGGCUGUGGGGAACGUCGAGCUUCCCUGUGCGCUCAGCACAGUCGUGGAGAUGAAGGAUGAUUUCCAUGGUUACAAUGUAACUUUACCUGCCCCUAAAGAUGAGCCUCCCAAUGCCAUUCCAAUGGUCUAUCUUCCACCAUCACUGAAGAAAGCUGCUAAAAAGAAGAGCAAAGUAAUCUGCACCUUCUUCAGAAACACCUCCUUGUUCCAGGAGGAUGAAAAGAAGGUCACAAUUAUCAAUGAGGUGGUUGGAAUCACCAUUGAGAACGAAAUCAUUACGGAUCUCUCUGAGCCAGUCAGGAUUGAUUUUCAUCACAAUGUCAUCCCUAAUUCUCAUUCAAGGAUAUGUGUUUCAUGGGACACGAAUAAAGAUCCGUUGAAGGUGAACUGGUUGCAGGAUGGAUGUGAGACACAUCAGAUAGGUGAAAAGAACACAGUUUGCCUCUGUAGCCAUCUGACCUACUUCACCAUACUGGUGCAACUGGAGCCUCGACCAGUGCGCCACCUUCUGGCUCUGACUGUCAUUACAUCUCUGGGCUGUGCUCUCUCUGUGUUCAGCUGCAUCGUUCUCAUCAUCUUCCUCUGCAAGACGAGGAGGUACAAGGAGCAAGCUGUCUCCAUCCACAUGGGUUUAGCUGUGUCUCUCCUCUUACUCAACCUGCUCUUCUUCUUCACUGGGACCUUGGCCAACCUGGUUGGAGAGAGUAUCUGUGCCUGGGUGGGGGCGAGCCUCCACUAUGCGCUCCUCAGCUCCCUCACAUGGAUGGCCUUGGAGGUCUUCCACACCUUCUGGUUGGUCUCUAUCAUUUUUAGCCCCACGCCGAAGACUUACGUGUGGAAUCUGAUUGGCUUCGGUUUUCCAGUGGUUCCUGUUGUCAUCCUGGUAUUCACUGGGGACUUUUACGGUGUAAGAAGGGUGACGCAGAUGGAUGACACGUCCAGCCCAUAUCUGAUGUGCUGGAUGAAAGACUCCCAGAAAGCUUUGCUGGCCCACUACUUCACUAACAUGACCUUGCUGGCCAUCCUGGUGGUAUCAGGCCUGGCGAUGCUUUUUCUGGUCUACAGGGAAAUCCGCAAGAGGGAUGAGUGGAAGCAGCACCAGGUGGCUUUUCUAAGCAUCUGGGGUCUGAGCUGUCUCUUCGGGACGACCUGGGGUCUCACUUUCCUGGAUUUCAAACCACUCUCUGAUGUCAUUCUCUUCCUCUCCUGCAUUCUCAACUCGUUUCAAGGUUUCCUGUUGAUGCUGCGGUUCUACAUAUUGGACAGGAUGAGGAAGCGGUCUGGUCGUAACUCUUCAGGUAGCAGCAGCACCGGAUCCACCAGACAGCACAUGCUUCAGCCCCAAGAGAAGCAUUAGCUGGACAACACAAGUAUGGAGCAUUAAACAAAUGAAUCGAGGCUGCAUCAGUCACGUUUUUCCGUUGAGAAUACUUCCAACUCACCAGCUGAAUAUGACAAUAGAACUGCAACAUGAACAAGUGAUUCCACAUGAAAGUGACUAAGAAAUGCAUUUCUUUGUCUAACGUACCCCCUUGCUUUGGUUUUACCCAUAUUUGAUGAUAAAAUGUUCGACAUCACCCCAAAGGGUCUUUUGUGACACCUUUAGCCCUGGACAACACCUGGACUAGAACAGUUUUUUAAGAACCUUGCGCUGAGAGUAACCAGGACUUUGUUGUUGGAAAGAGGUACUAAUUCCCCCCCUUUUCAAACUAAAAAAAUUACUUUUACCUCUUAUUACAUUGCAUUGUGUGUAUUAAGCAUGACAUACAAAACAAAAACCUUUGAAUGCUGCAUUCGCAUCUUGACUGCAGAAAACCCAUGAUACCUUUCGCAAAGUCAUCCAAACCUUCGAUAGAUAAUGACUUGAAAAGUCAGUUUUCAGUGUUAAAGAGACAGACAAUAAUUUACUUAAUUGAAAUAUACAACAGAGUUUUAGCAUUUUGCACAAUGUCAUAUUAAAAAGGAUGCUCUACCUCUGAGGGUUGCUUAAAAAGUCAACUUUUAGCAACACCACAGCUUAAUUUCUUUCUGUGAAUCACUUUAAUUGUUCCUGUUUAACCAAUUUAAAAACGGGUGUCUCUGCACUUAAAUAGCCCGUGUCCUUUGCGUCUUUCCACAUUGUUGCUGAUAAAACAACAAAAAAGUAUACAAUUUUUAACUUUUGACUGCAGGUACUGUCACAGUGCAUGGAUGCUGUUCAGUCAUCAUAUACAGCCAUCAUCUGAAUGCAGCAUGCGAUCUGGUGUGAGCACUGCGCACACUGCUAUUUACAAAGUAGACGUUAGUGAAAGGUUGUCUGGUGAGUUUAUGUUCAAUUGUUGGUUGUGUCCAUUGUCUUCAGGAAACAAAGUAUUGCUCAUGUUUAAAUCACACGGAUGCAGUUUGGUUCUAUUUUUACAUUGCGUUGGAUGAGUUUUAAUCAACAUCCACUUUUGUCACAGCAGAUUACCAUAUCCUCGAAUUGCAACUUUAGUGACGAUCAAAAGUGUUAGUGGGUAAGAAAUCUCUCAGGAACUCGUAGCACAGGCCUGGAGCCAGAAUUUGCAAAACAGCCUAGACAAAGUCUAGUUAUAUAGAAGGGAAACAAUUCUGUUUGAAAUGUUUAUUUGUUAGUUAGCUAGCUGUGGAUGAUUAUAAGCUUCAUUUUCAUACAGGGAUACAUACACGGGAGUAAAAAUUAUUGUAGGUUACGACACUGUACAAUUUUAUAUUCAGUGGAAAGAAACAAAAUGCUGUCUUUUUUAACCUUUAAAUAAGCUUUUUUUAUUGUACUGUGUAAGGUGUUUUUUUUGUUGUUGUUGCUAUUUUAUAGCUGAUUUCAGAAUUUUUAAGUAGCACUUUAGAUUUUUUUUCUUAAAUAAUGUAGAUACUGCUGUGGGUGUAAAGGGGUGCUAUUGUUAAUCCUUCAUGUCUGUAUGUAUUGUAAAAUAAUAGCCACAUGUUGUCUUUAUCUUCUGGCUUUAGAUUUUCCGCAAAAACAGUUUACAUUGGGAAAUAAAAUAAAUAAAUAAAUAAAAAUCAUGCUUGAAUGUUGUUUUUAUCUUCUGGCCCCAGAAUGAAUUUGACUUUCUAGUGCGUUUAUAGAUUUUCCGCCAAAAAACAGUUUAGGUUGGGAAAUAAAAUAAAAUAAAAUAAAUAAAUAAACAUGCUUCAAUGUUGUCUUUAUCUUCUGGCCCCAGAAUGAGUUUGACUUUCCAGUGUGUUUUUAGAUAUUCUGCAAAAAACAGUUGACGUUGGGAGAUAAAAUAAAUAAAUAAAUAAAAAUCAUGCUUGAAUGUUGUCUUUAUCGUCUGGCCCCAGAAUGAAUUUGACUUUCUAGUGCGUUUUUAGAUUUUCCACAAAAAAAAAUGUUUACAUUGGGAAAAUAAAUAAAUAAAUUAAAAAAAACACGCUUGAAUGUUGUCUUUAUCUUCUGGCCCCAGAAUGAAUUUGACUUUCUAGUGCGUUUUUAGAUUUUCCGCAAAAAAACUGUUUACAUUGGGAAAAUAAAUAAAUAAAUUUUAAAAAAAACACGCUUGAAUGUUGUCUUUAUCUUCUGGCCCCAGAAUGAAUUUGACUUUCCAGUGCAUUUUUAGAUAUUCAGCAAAAAAGGUUGGGAAAUAAAAUAAAUAAUUAAAUAAAAAUCAUGCUUGAAUGUUGAAUAUCGACCAAAAUGUCUUGAAGUGGUCCACUGCAUGUUAUUCGAGAAGUUGAACAAACCUUUACUUUGGAAUGUAAGAACAUCCGGCUAUGUACCGUGAUGGCUGCAUUUUUUUUGAUAAAAACAGUCACUUAAAUUAUUGUGUAUAUUUGAUAUAUCUGUGGAUGUACAUAUGAUUCAUGAGCCAAACAUCAUUCAUGAGCUUUAAUAAAAUACAUAAAGCUAA
This is a messenger RNA of Thalassophryne amazonica, 4816 nucleotides long. RefSeq names its product adhesion G-protein coupled receptor G5-like. The transcript is spliced from 15 exons. Gene Ontology annotation, molecular function: G protein-coupled receptor activity. Bases 355 to 2307 code for a protein of 650 amino acids. NCBI's taxonomy places the organism in Eukaryota, Metazoa, Chordata, Actinopteri, Batrachoidiformes, Batrachoididae. The record is from RefSeq and is a predicted model, not a curated record. Gene Ontology annotation, cellular component: membrane. Gene Ontology annotation, biological process: adenylate cyclase-activating G protein-coupled receptor signaling pathway; cell surface receptor signaling pathway.